AUGAAUCCGGCGGAGGUAAAAAAGAAAAGAGGCAAAGGCCGUCGGAAGAUAGAAAUAAAGCGCAUUGAAGAAGAACAGAAACGACAAGUCUGCUUCUCAAAACGACGUCAAGGACUGUUUAAAAAGGCCAGUGAGCUUUCCACUCUUUGUGGCGUUGAAGUCGCUGUCGUCAUUUUCUCUCCGGCCGGCAAGCCUUACUUCUUUGGCCAACCUUCAAUCGACCAUGUCCUUAACCACUUUCUAAAUGCUGGUCCAAAUCCAUCGAACCAAGAUGAACCGAUGAACCAUGAUCAAUCAGCCGGAGAUCAGUCUUUUUGGUGGGAUAUUGACCCGCAUUCGAUGGGAGUCGUGGAGUUGAGAGAGUAUCAGGAGAUUUUAGCAGAGCAACAAUCUGUAGUUAUCCAAGCAGCGCAACAGUGCUAUUUGCAGGCUCCGCCGGAAGCGGCGAUGGAGCAGAUUGAAGCCCUGCCCCAUACUUAUCCGGAAGUUGGAGAAGAUGACUAUUUUCUGUGUUGGCAGCAAGAUUAUGACUUUCAGGAUAUUGUUCCAUUUUAA
Messenger RNA from Dendrobium catenatum, 555 nucleotides. RefSeq names its product agamous-like MADS-box protein AGL62. The coding region runs from base 1 to 555 and encodes 184 amino acids. Lineage: Eukaryota; Viridiplantae; Streptophyta; Magnoliopsida; Asparagales; Orchidaceae. The record is from RefSeq and is a predicted model, not a curated record. Gene Ontology annotation, molecular function: RNA polymerase II cis-regulatory region sequence-specific DNA binding; DNA-binding transcription factor activity, RNA polymerase II-specific; protein dimerization activity. Gene Ontology annotation, biological process: positive regulation of transcription by RNA polymerase II. The transcript has a single exon.